CUCUGUUGGGUCACUUUAACCGCGCAUGCAGGGAAUAUGCCAACGUUCCUCCCACAAUUUCCACCGACAUUCUAGGCUACACAUUAGUGCUGGAAACGGGCAGCCAAGGUUACGCAUCCUCUAAAGGUCAGAGAUGGAGACAAUCAAUCAUAAAGUAAAUACGUAUAUAGACUCAUGGAUGGGUCCCAGGGAUGAGAGGGUGCGGGGAUGGUUGUUACUGGACAACUAUACUCCAACCUUUGCACUGACUGUCAUGUACCUGCUGAUCGUGUGGAUGGGGCCCAAAUUCAUGAGCCACAGGCAGCCAUUCUCCUGCAGGGGCGUCAUGGUGGUCUACAAUCUGGGACUCACAGUCCUCUCCUUCUACAUGUUCUAUGAGUUGGUGACUGCUGUAUGGCAAGGUAGCUACAAUUUAUACUGCCAAGACUCACACAGUGCUGGAGAAGCAGAUAACAAGGUCAUGAACGUUCUCUGGUGGUACUACUUCUCCAAACUCAUCGAGUUCAUGGACACCUUCUUCUUCAUCCUCCGAAACAACAACCAUCAGAUCACAUUCCUGCACAUCUACCACCAUGCCAGCAUGCUCAACAUCUGGUGGUUUGUUAUGAACUGGGUGCCCUGUGGUCACUCGUACUUUGGUGCCUGUCUGAACAGCUUCAUCCACGUCCUGAUGUAUUCCUAUUACGGGCUGUCCUCUAUUCCGGCCUUGAGGCCAUUCCUCUGGUGGAAGAGAUACAUCACUCAGGGCCAGCUGGUACAGUUCUUUUUAACCGUAUCCCAGACAGCCUGUGCAGUAGUAUGGCCCUGUGGGUUCCCAAUCCGCUGGCUGUACUUCCAGAUGGGCUACAUGGUCACUCUAAUCAUACUCUUCUCAAACUUCUAUAUUGAGACAUACAAGAAGCGUAGUAUGUCACUAAAGAAGAAUGAAUACCAGAACGGGUCUGCUUCUCCUACAAAUGGACAUGCAAAUGGAGUUUCCACCAUAGAAACAAUUACACACAGGAAACUGAGGGCGGACUGAAGUAGCUUGAGUAAUCCCACGGUCAUUACUGUCUAUUAUAGCGUAUUAUCACUAGGGGUGAUGUAGGAUUUCUCAACAGGAUAUAUCUAGUAUAUUCUAGUCUAAUAUAUUCACAAAAGACAAAAAAAGGCCAUAGCCAUGUUUAUCUUUAGAGAGAAUCCUGCAAUAUUUUGCACACUAGUUUUCAUUCAUAUUGAAUCAAAGGUUAGUUCAACAAUAGACAGUAGGAUACCUUCAAUAGAAAACCCAGUUUAAACACAGUUUUAAUGUAGAAAAUGUAUGCCAUGUUCAUAUGCAAACAUAAUAUUACAUGAAACAACAGUAUUUGAGGUUUGAAAGUACUUGAACGUAUAUGUUUGAUUAUAUUAAGGUACGGCACUUGAACUAGUAUUGAUUAGGUCUUCCUAGGUCAAAUACCUAUAAAUUAUUUUUGAUUUGACUGAAUUUCCAUAUUGAAUUUUAAUGGAUUUAUUAUUAAUCAAAGGACAUAUUGCUGACUGUGGUUUUAAAAUCUAUGGUUGUUAGUUAGGAAGAAAAAGUUAAGAAAUAAUAACUAUAUACACAGACAUGCCAGUUAAUAUAUUUAAGUAUAAUCCCAUAAGUAUGGCAUUAUUGUCUUAACAAGUGCACAUUACAUCUUUGCAUUGUAAAUGCAUGACUCAGGUGAGCUAUAGUUCAGAAACCUAUUGCAAUGAUAGCUUUAUCCAUUCUGUAUAUUGGUAAAUGACAUGUACAUGGCAUUUUUGUUUUAGCUGUUACUGCUAUUGUUGUAGCAAUAGUUUAUGUUGAAAGAUAAGUACUGCACAAGAUAACAACAGUACAUUACCGUGUCUCCGUUGUUUUUCUCAUUUUGAAUGUAAUACAUCACUGCAAUACAUAUGCAACUAAAAGAAAAAAACUACUAUCUGAGUUGAUCGUGCCAUAUGUUCUGUUGAAAGUGAAUAAUGCCUUCCUGCACUCAUGAACGUCAUACAUACCCAGAAAACAUUAGAAAUGCUCCAGGGGCAGGGACGUUGUUAGACAUAAAACUCUACUGGGGCACAGGCCCCUAUUCAUAUCCCUUUUUUUUCUUCCAAGCGUGCUGCGCACAAUGCACUACUCGACUAUAGAAACUCCCCUUGCUUAACCCAUGUGCGUGCUGCAGUGGCUAUUUGGCAAGCUCAGAAGAGCGCGCAGACAUGCAUCGGUUUGUGUUUUUGGUUAAACUGCUUUGAUUUUACAAGCGUUGAUUGGGAUACUGCGUUUAUUUUUUCUGGGAUUAUCAACCUAAAUUAAUGCACUGACUAAUAAAGUAGGCUAAAUUGUUAAAACUCAACCUUUAGAUUUUACUGGGGCACAGCAGAUUUAUACUGUGGCACGAGCCCCAGUAAAAAAGGGUCUAACGACGCCCCUGUCCAGGGGCCUCAUGUAUAAACGUUGCGUACGCACGAAAAG
Osmerus eperlanus (European smelt) is the source of this 2455-nucleotide messenger RNA. It is a transcript of the gene elovl5, whose product is annotated as ELOVL fatty acid elongase 5. Lineage: Eukaryota; Metazoa; Chordata; Actinopteri; Osmeriformes; Osmeridae. The record is from RefSeq and is a predicted model, not a curated record. The transcript is spliced from 8 exons. The coding region runs from base 134 to 1021 and encodes 295 amino acids. Gene Ontology annotation, biological process: fatty acid elongation, saturated fatty acid; fatty acid elongation, polyunsaturated fatty acid; sphingolipid biosynthetic process. Gene Ontology annotation, molecular function: fatty acid elongase activity. Gene Ontology annotation, cellular component: endoplasmic reticulum membrane; endoplasmic reticulum.